Cylas formicarius (sweet potato weevil) is the source of this 1733-nucleotide messenger RNA. RefSeq lists its product as uncharacterized. NCBI's taxonomy places the organism in Eukaryota, Metazoa, Arthropoda, Insecta, Coleoptera, Brentidae. The coding region runs from base 459 to 1700 and encodes 413 amino acids. The transcript has a single exon. The record is from RefSeq and is a predicted model, not a curated record.
AAUUGUGCCGCUCAAAUUUGUAAAGCUUCAAAAAGUCCGGACAAAAUCAAAUCUCGUUAAAUCCGUUCAGUAUGUCGUAACCCCGAUUUUUUUUUUCGCGGCUGCAGAUUAGAUCGCUAUCUGCGGGCUCCAUUAGCCCCUACCGACUGGUCUAUAACGCAAGACAGCCUCGGUAUUGCGUGCACGACGAUUAUCUAAAAGUGGGGCGGGAAAACGCGUCCAAAAAAAAUCGCGUUCGAGUGUUAAAUUGAGAAAAAAAAACACCCAGUAACCGGAGACGGAGAAAACACAUCCAGGGACCUUGGGGCCCGUCGUUAUCGCGGCGGAAGAGUAGAAAAAAAGCGCACGCACUUUAAACCGAAUUGUGCGGCCGUAUCGUGAGAUUUUUUGAAAGAAAAAAAGGCGCGUUAUCUCCCGGUAUAUAUACGAGCGACGUCCGAAGGCCGCGAUCUCACAAGAUGUCGCGUUCGAAUGUGAAAAAGUUGGAGGAGCUGCUGAAGAGGUCGUGGCAUCACGACGUGCAGGUGCUACGGGAAGAGACAAAGCUGCUGACCGCUCCGGGUGAGCAUUACGGCAGCAUCAUGCUCGCGCUCGACGUCAAACUCGGACGAAGGUCUUCCGCAGACACCGACGACCUUCACCUCGUUGCCAAACUGAUCCCGUCCAAUGAGAUGCUGAGGAACACCUUCGAUGUGCAGAUCACCUUCAAGAAGGAGAUAUUCGCGUACACCCAAGCCAUCCCGGCUCUGGUCGCGUUCCAACGCAAGAGGAAGAUACGCGAGGAGAAGGUGCUCGACAAGUUCUUCCCCAGGUGUCUGGCCGCGAGGCCCAGCAUCGACAUGAACGGAGGCCCGGUGGACGAGGACGGCGUCCUUCUGUUCGAGAACCUCCAGGUGAAAGGCUAUACCACCCUCGACCGUCUAGUCGGGUUCGAUUUCGAAGCUUCCAAAUUAGUGUUGAAGGCCCUCGCUAGGUUCCACGCGGUUCCCAUCGCCGCGAGGCACCUCCAACCGGAAGUCUUUUCCGAAAAGGUCCUCCCGGGGCUCGGACCCACCAAAGGGUUCGAUGAGUGGCCCGAGGCCGCUCGUAAAGCGUUCGAGACACCCAUAGAGGAAGGUGUCAAAGCAGAAGAGCUCGAACCCUACGCGGAACGUAUCCGAGCGGCAAUCGAUCGCUCGAAACGGGUCCCGUGGGCGAGGAGGCCGCCUCCGGCAGAGCCCUGGGGUACCAUGAGCCACUCGGACUUGUGGACCAGUAACGUGAUGGUGUUGAAAGACGAAGCAGGCGCAGUUGUCGACGUCAAGAUCGUAGACCUGCAGAUGGUCAAGUACUGGUCCUGCUGCUGCGAUUUGGUGUUUUUCUUAUUCACCAGCGUCGUGAAUGAAGUGUUGGACGAGCACUUCGACGACCUGGUGAAAACGUACUACGACCACUUCAUUGACGCGCUGAGCGAUUACGAAAUCGACUUGGAUCGUUUUGCCUGGAAUAAGUUCAAAGACGAGUUAGACAAGGCGGGAAAGGAGGAAUUGUAUCAUAUCCUGUUCUUGCUGAAGCCCGUGUGCGUUGAGAGGGGUAAGGUGACGAGGAACGCUGAAGAGUUUCAGGACUCGGAUUGGACGAGGCAGGACCUGCUGGGUCCCGUGCACAGGAAAAAGCUCAUACACACGUUGCUGUCAAUGAUGAGGAUCGGCUGGAUAUGAGCCCGAUUUUCGUAGAGUAUUUAUUUGUUUUUU